Monopterus albus (swamp eel) is the source of this 1293-nucleotide messenger RNA. RefSeq names its product twist family bHLH transcription factor 1a (gene twist1a). The coding region runs from base 300 to 845 and encodes 181 amino acids. Gene Ontology annotation, molecular function: DNA-binding transcription factor activity, RNA polymerase II-specific; protein dimerization activity; RNA polymerase II transcription regulatory region sequence-specific DNA binding. NCBI's taxonomy places the organism in Eukaryota, Metazoa, Chordata, Actinopteri, Synbranchiformes, Synbranchidae. The transcript has 2 exons. Gene Ontology annotation, biological process: regulation of transcription by RNA polymerase II; developmental process. The record is from RefSeq and is a predicted model, not a curated record.
UCCUAAUAUUAUAGCUAUUCUUCUGCUUCUCCUGCAGUAUUAUGUUACAGCUCUCAUCACCCAAUCACAGCGCUCCCCCAAGUCCUCCUGCCUGCUCCUAUAAGAGCCCCGGUCAUCCCAGUUUGGCAGCCACCUCUCUCUCUCCGUGGCGCAUGAGAGUUACCGUAAUACCAACCCACACCCCAGUGCAGGCCACGCUUCUUAUUACCUGUCCUGUUUAUAAAUUUUGUAACAAGUUCAGAUGAUUCAGGCCAGGGGUUAGCGAUCCUAUACACCACAGAAAAGUUUUAUACAAGACGAUGAGGGAAGAGGACUCCCCAAUGGACAGUGCGGGGAACAGCGAGGAAGAGAACGACCGACAGCUUCCGAGGAGAGGCACGCGGAAGCGGCGGGCGGCGCGAAGGAGCAUAGAUGAGGAGGAGGAGGGGGACGCGGAGAGCCCGAGCCUUGGGAAGAAGAAACGCAGAAAAAGUUGCGAUGGUGGAGGUGGCAGCGCAGGCAGCGGCGACAGCGAGGCCAGCAGCAGCCCCGCGCACUCCUUUGAUGACCUGCAGACGCAGCGCGUGAUGGCUAACAUCCGCGAGCGGCAACGGACGCAAUCUCUCAACGAGGCAUUCACCUCGUUGCGUAAGAUCAUCCCCACCUUACCGUCGGACAAACUCAGUAAGAUCCAGACGCUAAAGCUGGCAGCCCGGUACAUCGACUUCCUGUGCCAAGUCCUGCAGAGCGACGAGCUGGACGCACGAGGGACCAGCUGCAGCUACGUGGCGCACGAGCGCUUGAGCUACGCGUUCUCGGUCUGGAGGAUGGGGGGCGCGUGGUCCUUGUCUACGACGUCCCACUAACAGGACUGCUGUGGGUCAGACGGAACGAUUAUCCAUACUGAGGAACCAGAGGAUCGUGUUCAUCUUUCAGAGGAUGAACAGGCCAACCACAGCUGAGGCCCAGCCACUGUGCUCCAGGGCUUAGAGGCAGGCAUGUCAUAUUUCUCUUUGCUUGGACUGUAAUGUUUGCAAAGGAGCACUUAGGACAGACUGGACAGAUAUGAAGAAAAAAAAGACCACUGCGACUAUGAAUGUUGUAAAAACAAAAUGAGCUCUGAGGAACUGCUCUAUUUUGAGGGGGGUGGACGGGGGGCAUUUGAUUCCACAUUCCCUGUGACAGUGUUUCACAGCAAAUGAAGUACUUUGUAUUUAUUUUUCUACACAGGUUUGAAAGUCAUUCCCCUUCUCAAAUAAAAGUUAUUUAUUUUUGUUUUUUUGGAUAAAAUGGUCAAUGGAUUUGGAGUCUGUG